UGUGCGCGCACAGCGCGGGAGGCCCCCGGCGGCGCCGCCCGCCGUGCGCGGGCCGGGGCCGGUGCCGGGACCGGGAUCGGGAUCAGGACCGGGACCGGGACCGGGACCGGGAUGCGGCUGCAGUGCGAGGUGGAGGUGCUCAGCCGGCUCCUGCCCACCUGCGGGCUGCGGGGCCGCGGCCGCGCGGCGCGGGCGCUGCUGUCGCUCGGGCGCCCUCCCGGCGCUGCCGGUGCCGGGAUUUACCUCAUGGUGUGCACGGCGCGGGACCGCGGCGGGGCUCGGUGCAGCAGAACGUGGAGCGGCUCUUCACGCGCUUCGUGGAGGAGGGCAAGGCCACGGUGCGGCUGCGGGAGCCCGCGGUGGAUCUGUGCCUCAGCAAGGCAAAUGUGAUCAAUUUAAAGACUUUCCUUUCAGCCGUGAGACUGGCUCACCAAGGCAACGACACCGGAGUCCUCCCUCUCUCACCUCUGGUCCCAGCAAAGAACUCCGACGUGGAGAAACCCAAAACCAAAAUGAUCAUCACUUCCAGGAGGGAUUAUCCCCUCACCAAGAGCUUCCCUUUCUCCCUGGAGCACCUGCAGACCUCGUACUGCAAGCUGGCCAGGAUCGACAGCAGGGUGCUGUGCCUGAAGAAGCUGCGCAAGCUGGACCUGAGCCACAACCACAUCAAGCAGCUGCCGGCCACGCUGGGCGACCUGGUGUGCCUGCAGGAGCUCGACCUGCACGACAACCACCUGGAGGCCUUCAGCGGGGCCCUGUGCAGCUCCGGCCUGCAGAAAUCCCUGCAGCUGCUGGACCUGAGCCAGAACCAGAUCCAGGCGCUGCCCAUCGAGUUCUGCCAGCUGCGGGGCCUGGUGCAGCUGCGGCUGGACGACAACGCCCUGCUGCGCCUGCCCUGCCGCAUCGGGCAGCUGAGCCGCCUGCGCUUCCUGUCGGCCGCGCGCAACAAGCUGCCCUUCCUGCCCUGCGACUUCAGGAAACUCUCCCUGGAGAACCUGGAUCUCUUCGGGAAUCCUUUUGAGCAGCCCAACCCGCUGGUUCCCAACAUCCAGCUGAAGAUCCCCUUGACUCUGCUGGAGUGCGCUGCCAGGGCCACCGUCAAUCACAGAAUCCCUUACGGCUGCCACCUCCUCCCUUCCCACCUCUGUAAGGACCUGGAAGUGGCCAAAACGUGCCGCUGUGGGAGCGCCUGCCUGAGCAGCUUCAUCCAGAUCACGGUGACCAUGAACCUGCACCACGUGGCCCACACCGUGGUGCUCGUGGACAACAUGGGGGGCACGGAGGCUCCUGUCCUCUGCUACUUCUGCUCCCUGCACUGCUACUCCCAGUUCCUGGACAGGCACCUCCAGAGCAACGGGUGACACGGGCCAAGCCCUGCCUCACCCUCACGGGGUGUGUGGGGAUGGAGGAGCCUGCAGGCGCCCGCCGCUCGUCACCCGCCGUGUCACCUGCGGAGACAAAUCCCUCCGGGAGUGAGGGGACACGGCCUGGCCUGGCUCUUCUCCCCCUCUGGAAUCUCCUCUGCUUGGAACACAAAGCAAUGUUGAGCUGGAGAGAACCUUCCUUAGGACGUGUUUCCCUUCUCCUGUGACCGGGGCGUGCUCGGGGCUUUCUGUGCUUUGCGGGGUGAGCGGGGCUCCCAAAUUCCAAGGGAAUUUAUCCCAGACUUACCCGCGUGAGCUCCGCCAGGGCCAGGACUGCACUCCACUCUUCCCAGGGGAGGAGAAACCACAUCCAGACCGGUUAUGCAAUCCCAGGUGCUUCUUUUUUUAAAGGUUCUGUUACAACAUUCCCCCUCGGAGCAGGGACCAGCAUUGCUGGGUUUUUACCAGAGCAAACGUUUGGUUUUGGGGUUUCUCUCUUUGUGAUACCAGAAAUGUCUUUUUUCUAAAUACGUGCCUCAAACUUUGUUUCUUAAUCCUCCUGUUUUAACGAUUCUUGAAUUUGUUUCACUGUGUUGACUUAUUAAAUUUUGAAACCUUC
This is a messenger RNA of Vidua chalybeata, 1983 nucleotides long. RefSeq names its product leucine rich repeat protein 1 (gene LRR1). The transcript has 4 exons. Lineage: Eukaryota; Metazoa; Chordata; Aves; Passeriformes; Viduidae. Bases 513 to 1361 code for a protein of 282 amino acids. The record is from RefSeq and is a predicted model, not a curated record. Gene Ontology annotation, molecular function: protein binding.